AUGGAAGUUGAGGAUCUUUUCCCUACACAGGAAGAAAUAUUAGCCGGAGGCCCUUAUCAAUGUGACGAGUGUGGUACAAUUGUUUCACAUGGAAGAGCAUUGCGACUACACCGAGUUCAAGUACACAAAAUUAUAGAGACUCUUUCUGAUCAAAGAAUUCUCAAUCCAUCAAUUCAAAUUCCCAUUGAAACUUCUAUCAAAACCAAACGAUUUCACUGUUGUGAUCAGAAAUGUAUCGCAAGUUCAAGAAGUUUCUUAUCAAUGAAGCUUUUGAAACAGCAUUUUCAGAAAUGCCAUGUACCCAAAAGUUUAACUUGCCAUCAAUGUUCCAAGCAUUUUUCUCUUGCUCGAGAUUUAGCUUUUCAUCUGAAGAAGAAAUGUAAAGGAACAGGGAAAAGAAUGCUUGGAAAAGAAAUGAUUCGCACCAAAGAGGAAUUUAGUGUCAAGGUGCUGAAUAAUGGACAAACCUUGAACUUUACCGGACCAAUGCCAGAUGAAGGAUUUUCUCUGCUAAUCAGACGCAGUGGGAAUAGUGGAGUUCACGUGGAAGUAGUGCCCAAUAAUUCGAUGGCCAAUGAUCUCGCUAUUACAAAUCUAAUCAGUACACAAACUGAUAUAACCUGUCUCACACAGGAAACGCAGUCAACAUCGAUGUUCGACUGUGAUCACCAUAGGCCCAGCACUUCAUUAUGGGAAGCGAACGAUUAUGUGAGACAAAAUGUCUUUUGUCAAACUGCAUCCUCCUCCGUACCACCCACAAAUGAUUUUGGAACGCAAAUCGAUUCCAGUCUCGCUGAAAAUUACUUGCCUCAGAUGCGACAUGUGGAAACAACAAUGGAUCUGCCAAUUCUAGGAGAAGAUUGGCGUUCAAUUGAAACCCAAACCACGUGGACUAACGAAGAUUCGUGCUUCUAUAAUUGGUACGACGAAGUGGGAUCGUUACCCGAAAGGGAGGAUGGAUCAACAAGAAAUGGAAAUUUGGAGUUGAAU
Molecule: messenger RNA, 990 nt
Organism: Mesorhabditis belari
Lineage: Eukaryota; Metazoa; Nematoda; Chromadorea; Rhabditida; Rhabditidae
Source: the annotation of a GenBank genome assembly